Messenger RNA from Tilletiaria anomala UBC 951, 590 nucleotides. Its product is annotated as acyl-CoA-binding protein. The transcript is spliced from 8 exons. Gene Ontology annotation, molecular function: fatty-acyl-CoA binding. The coding region runs from base 181 to 495 and encodes 104 amino acids. The record is from RefSeq and is a predicted model, not a curated record. NCBI's taxonomy places the organism in Eukaryota, Fungi, Basidiomycota, Exobasidiomycetes, Georgefischeriales, Tilletiariaceae. Gene Ontology annotation, biological process: fatty acid metabolic process.
ACAAAGUCGGAGGGACGAUGCACGACGGCACCCCCAACCUUCGUGGGGUUAGCAUCUCUUUCAUGUCAACAUCACCCUGUCUUUACAAAAGAGUGCAUCUUUCACCUUAUUCUACCCUUUAUCCUCACACGCAGCACCCCCCGACAUUCUAGUCCUAGAUCCAACCAAGUCGCAUCGACAAUGUCCGCCGCUAAUUUCGAGAAAGCCGUCGCUGUCGUCCAGGGCAUGCCCAAGGAUGGCCCUGUUCAGCCAACCCAGGCUGAACAGCUCAAGUUCUACGGCCUCUACAAGCAGGCUAACGUCGGUGACGUCAACACCUCUAGGCCAGGCAUGAUGGACUUCACUGGCAAGGCUAAGUGGGACGCUUGGAAGAAGGAGGAGGGCAAGUCUCAGGAAGACGCAAAGAAGGAUUACGUCGAGGCCUUGCUCGCGGUCCUCAACAACCACGCUGACGACGAGCAAGCCCAGGCGUGGAUCAAGGAAAUCACCGCCUAGAUGCAUUCAAGAUGGACGGUUACUCUUUAAAAAACUGUAUUGCACGCAAUUUGGCGACCCGCAUUUGAUAUCACAUCGGGAUUCGAGCCAUAAAG